Molecule: messenger RNA, 2235 nt
Organism: Callorhinchus milii (elephant shark)
Lineage: Eukaryota; Metazoa; Chordata; Chondrichthyes; Chimaeriformes; Callorhinchidae
Gene: calr3a
Product: calreticulin 3a
Exons: 9
Coding region: 58-1311 (417 amino acids)
Biological process (GO): protein folding
Cellular component (GO): endoplasmic reticulum; endoplasmic reticulum membrane
Molecular function (GO): calcium ion binding
Source: RefSeq, a predicted model, not a curated record
CACACUGACACUGCCUGUCUGACCCUCACUGAGCCUCAGCUCAAACCCACUGGCUCCAUGGAGGUGGCAUUGCUGCUCGUGUGCCUGUUGGCUGCCUCUGCCCAUUGCACCGUCUACUUCACCGAGCAGUUCGGGGAUGGAGAUGCAUGGGAGAGCCGAUGGGUGGAAUCCAAACACAAGUCAGACUACGGCCAAUUCAAGCUGACUGCCGGAAAAUUUUAUGGGGAUCCAGAGAAGGACAAAGGUCUCCAGACCAGCCAGGAUGCCAAGUUCUAUGCCUCCUCGGCGAGAUUUGAGCCGUUUAACAAUGAGGGGAAGACGCUGGUGAUCCAGUUCACGGUGAAACACGAACAGAAGAUAGACUGUGGCGGAGGCUACAUCAAACUCUUCCCCUCAAACUUGGACCAGAAAGCGAUGCACGGAGACUCCUCUUAUUACAUCAUGUUUGGGCCCGAUAUAUGUGGAUACUCCACAAAGAAAGUACAUGUCAUUUUCAACUACAAAGAGAAAAACCAUCUCAUCAAGAAGGAUAUCACAUGCAAGGAUGACGAGUUGACCCACCUGUACACGCUGAUCCUGAGACCCGAUCAGACAUACGAAGUCAAGAUCGACAACGCGAAGGUGGAGUCGGGCAAGUUGGAGGAGGACUGGGAUUUCCUGCAGCUCAAGAAGAUCAAGGACCCUGAAGCGAAAAAACCUGAAGACUGGGAUGAACGAUCUAAGAUCAAUGACCCUGAGGACGUGAAACCCGAGGAUUGGGAGAAACCUGAAAACAUUCCAGACCCAGAAGCCAAGAAACCAGAGGACUGGGAUGAAGAAAUGGACGGAGAGUGGGAGCCUCCGAUGAUCCCAAAUCCAGAAUACAAGGGUGAAUGGCAACCAAAGCAGAUCGACAACCCCAACUACAAGGGGGUGUGGGUCCAUCCUGAAAUCGAUAAUCCUGCUUACGUUGCUGACAUGAACAUCUACUCUUUCAAGAGCAUCGGAGUUCUAGGCCUGGAUCUGUGGCAGGUGAAAUCGGGAACCAUUUUUGACAAUUUUCUCAUCACGGAUGACGAGAAAUAUGCUGAAACGUUUGGCUCGGAGACCUGGGGACAAACCAAGGAGCCUGAGCAGAAGAUGAAAGAGAUUCAGGAUAAAGAAGAAAGCGAAAAGCGCAAGGAGGAAGAACAGAAAAGUAAGGAGGAAGAGGAUGGUGAUGAAGAUGAGGACGCGGAGGAGGAAGAGGAGGAGGAGGAUGAAGAGGAAGAAAAGAAGGAAGAAGAGGAAGAUGCCCCAGAAGAUACAGUUCCAGAAAAAGAUGAAUUGUGAUAACCCUGUUUCUCUUUUAUGUUCCCAACCGCAUCCAAUCAUGGAGAGAAAUACACUGUAAUUUAGCCUUUUCACCAGCAUUAAGCCUCAGAGUCUUCACUUAAAGUGUCUUCAGGGUGAUACCAGUCAGACCCCGAUUGUGGCAAACCUCUGUUUACCUAGAAGUAAGUAGGAACCCGGUUGUUAGUUGAUCACUGGCCAUCCUUACUGCAGUUCCUCUCUCCUCACCGAACGUCAUUCUGUAGAUGAGUCGACUGUUACUGGGGACUAAGAGGCGCAGAAACCUUGCCCCAAAUUGUCUUGUCUCGUUCGGCGCCUCCAGGCAGUUUAGGGAGCUAUUAUACGCUUUUCCCUGACACCAAACAUGAGGUGACAGUCUGCUGAAAACUCUGACACAGUCUUAUUUGUUCUGCGGUGUAGUGGUGCACUGUUUAUUCCUACACCUCUUAAGACUGAAUUUAAUGGUUGAUUUGGGUGAGGAAGUGUAAUCACUUUUGAAGGUGACUGAUCACAAGAGUUUGUUACAGUGGGGUUUAACUUUUUGUACUAAACUGUCCUCUGACUGACACGCAUGGAGAAGGCAACGAAUAUUUAAAUAAAACAUUCAGUAAUUGGCAGAGUAAAACUCCGUGCUCGCUGUAGUUCUAUAACGAGCCUUUCAUUUCAUACACAUGGGUGCUGGUGAAGAGGUUAACCAAUGUAGGACUACCUUCACAUCAAUACCUGAUAGAGCAUUUCAUCUCAUACUUAUCAGGACUUGGUGUAUAAUAAUCGGAAUAUGCAGUAACACAUCACUGUACUCAACUGAGGUUUUAAAUUAUUUUUGGUACUUUUUUUUAAAGAACACACCUUUGAAUAAUUAUGUAUUAACUGAAUGUAUUUCCAGCGACAGAAGGUUUGUUUAAAUAAAAAUGUAUACCUGUU